GAACGAACAACGCAGCUUGUAUGUUGUCUUCGGGAAGCUUACAUGUUUACAAAAGGAUGAGGAUCUAAAAAUAGGCGAAUGAUUCUACAACUAGAUCGAACAAGAACAAGAUGAGGAUCUGCCAUAAUCAUUCACAGAGUUGUGAUGUAGAAAUCAUCUAUCAUGCUCGUGUGUCGAAAAGGCACACGCCUCGUACUGAACGGCAAGUUCAGUCGGAUAAUAUCGAAAAACGAAAACCGAUCUUGCUUAACACCUUAGAUCAACAGCACCAUGACGGUCUAAGAAAAUGUAGAUCUUCUUUUUCUCACUGCAUAGUAGGGUCCUCUUGCAACAACGCGAUUUAAGUAUUUCAUCAUGCUUCCAUUUUCAAUUGUUGUCGAACAGGUAAAUGAAUGAAUGAAUGACUUGAUAUCAUUGAAUCAACAUUCUUAUCUCACUGUUACCUCAGGGAGGGAAGGAGCCCAGGUGGUACGCAGGUAGAAGAAAACGGUCACCUCUAAACGACAGAAGUGCAUCCUAUAGUAUAUAAGUAGAGAACUUUCGACGGCGACCCUUCCAUCCAAAUUCGGACCUUGUAGAUUUCACCCUAAUUCGGACCUUGUAGCCUUCAUUUUAUUGUUUCUCUGUCGUUAUAUUCAAGCAUUCACGACCUAACCUAACCUAACCUAACCAUAACAUAAUUAGAAGUUGUCUGUUGUAGCCAGAAGUGUCUCCCUGCUACAGAACGGUCUGGAAUAAAUAUGGUAUUGAUUUGGUACACCCCUGUUAACAGCAAGCACUCGCCAUUCUACAACUUUUAAUCACAAUUCCAAUUGAUUCAUCCAGUCCAGCUUGAUAAAUUUUUUUACCAAAGAGUAAGAGGAAAAUGGCUGUUAUCGAGGAUCAUCUUGCGAGCGAGCUUGGUUGCCUCUCUGGACUUGGCUCUGCGGUUCCGCAGCGAGAAAGCCUGUUCGCGCAAAGACGGUACAUAAUGUAUGUCUAGUUGUAACGCAGGCUGUGGUAGAAAGGCUGUAUAUUCUUGUCUAGUGUAUAUUAAAUCUACCGGAACAAAUGGUAAAGCAUCAAGCAUCUUAAGAUCUGGAUCUAUGCCUAGUGACGUAUCUAUUUGAUUUGUUUUCACACCGCAGGCACAGCAACGAGUAUCAGCGGAGUAAGCUGCAGCGCUUCAGCAAUAUGUCAUUGGACGACCAUCACAGCGGAGGUACUUCUUCAAUGCCCGACUGCGGUAUGGGCUACCAAGCCUCGACGUCGAGCACGGCAGGGAUGAAUAGGAGAACAGGCAACAGGAGCGUCUUUCAGAGGUCUGCGCGAGAACUAUUUGCGCGUAUGGACGAAGAUUCACCGACAGGAGCUGGCGAUGCAGAUGCUCAUAUGGAGGACGUACAGCAUGAGAUGAACAGAAGUAGUGGUUCGACAUCCUACAGAACAACAGCGAGAAACGAACGAGAACUACAUCAUGGUCCAAAAGAGGGAGAUAGCGCCGACAGCGGACCGAUGUUGGUGGACGAGCAUCAAGGAUCUGAGAAUAGUGGAGGUGGGUGGACCAAUGGUGGGGGCCUGCUGCCCGCACUGUCACCACGGGGUCUAUUUGGCUCGCUCUUCGGCGGGGGCGCGACUGGCGUCGGCGAGGCUGGUGCAGGAGGGGCUGGCGCGACGCGGCCGUCGCUCCCUCCUGGAACGACCAUAUCUGUGCAAUUCGGCGCUCGCCCUGGUGAGUACGCCGCCUCCCCACACUUCCUCCAGCACCACAUGAUAAAUGAUCACCAACAAGCGAGUGCAUCAACAAACCCAAAUUACCACAGCAAUCAACAACAGUUCCGACAUGAACAGUGGAACCACAAGAACAGCCUCCAGUUCGCCAACGGACGUCGUCAACUAGCGAUGCAGCAUCAGUAUCCACGCACACCCAAUGGCCAGGAUCAACAGCUUCAUGACCACAAUCAAAAUCAACAACAGUUUCUUGAUGCGCAGAAUUAUAACCUCCAACAUAAUUCUUCUUGUUCGUCAUCGUCUCUGCUGCGAGAGUUGCCGGCGCUCUUGACGACCUAUGCACGCGCGGCUUUCAAUAUCGGCAUUGUCUCUCUCGGUCUUUAUUUCGUAUACGCUUUCUACUCCACGAUCCGAGACGAUAUUCACACAAAAGUGGUGCGCUACAGCCAAGAGGUGCUCGACCAGAUCGACAAGUGCUCGCACGACUAUGCUGUCAAUAUGUACUUGAUGUUUGUUUGUUUUAUACUCAUGCAUAAUGUUUGUUUUAUACAUGCAUAAUAUUAGUACGUCUACUUAUAAGUUGGAACUAACAAAUAAGUCAGCUUCAUACAUGAUAUUGAUGAUUUUUAAAGAUGUCAGACUUAGAUGUAGUUCUUUUAGAUGAAGAUGUUGCAGAUUAUUGGAACGGUGCAUCCUGACUCCUCGAUUAGAUGAAGAUGUGCAAGAUCUAUUUCCUCGAAGAAACUCUCCAAUUGUAAAUGCAACAUCGAUCAGGUGUGGCAUCGACGUGCGUCCCGCAUUAGAAGGGCCUUGUAGAACGUGGAAGGUAUGCAUGGAACAGGAUGCGAUGCAGGUCGCAUAUCGGGCGAAGUUUUCAGGUGCGACGUUUGGCGAGGCCUUGAACGGUUUCUUCCAGGAGUUGGAGUGGAAAACAAUAGUAGGCUUUCCGCUACUCCUCCUUACUGUGGUAUCCUUAUUGAAUGUGUUGCUUUAUCUCGGACAAGGGCCAACUAGUACAACAGGAAAGAUGUUGGGGAAGAUGUCCUCCUCGUCAACUACAUCUUCGUGGGAACCUCCACAGCAUUCGACGAGCGUUGGAGGCGGAUUUGGGAGUACUAGAGGUGCUACACAUUACCAGACAAGUUUUCAAGCGCUGCAGGACGGACGUGGAGGAGCAGCCCAUGAAGAUGAAGUUGGUCACGAAGAGCAAGAACUUGCUUUAACCUCUGGAGAACGAGGCAUAAGGAAUAGAAGACCACAAUUUUAUUGACACAAUCUUCUGAUCGAAGAGUCAAAAAUGAUGAAGAUGAAUUCAUAGUGCUCAUCAUUAUAGAUACUUUCAGUCUGAGGAUCCGAGAAUGACCACCUUUAUAUGCGACGACCCCUCUCCCCCUAUCGUAACCCCGAUGAGAGCCACUACAUUAUGCAUCACAACAGAAAGCGAAUCAAUCGAUUCCGAUCGCUGAGGUGAAUACCUCUGCUCAUCCAAAUUAGUGAUGUACAACCGCCUGCACCUCUGUUUCUUCGUGUGUUCCGACAACAAAAGGGCAACGAAAACAUACGAC
Amoebophrya sp. A25 is the source of this 3275-nucleotide messenger RNA. The record is from the annotation of a GenBank genome assembly. Lineage: Eukaryota; Dinophyceae; Syndiniales; Amoebophryaceae.